UUCACGGACUCCAUCAUGGACCUGCACCGCGCGGCCUUCAAGAUGGAGAGCUCCUCCUACCUGCCCAACCCGCUGGCGUCGCCGGCGCUGAUGGUGCUGGCGUCCACGGCCGAGGCCAGCCGCGACGCCUCCAUCCCGUGCCAGCAGCCGCGCCCGUUCGGCGUGCCGGUGUCGGUGGAGAAGGACGUGCACCUGCCCUUCAACAACGGCUCGUACACCUUCGCCUCCAUGUACCACCGGCAGGGCGGCGUGCCGCCGGGCUUCCCCAACCGGGACUUCCCGCCGUCGCUGCUCCACCUGCACCACCAGUUCGCGCCGCCCAGCCUGGACUGCUCGCCCAUCAGCAUGCUCAACCACAGCGGCGUGGGCGCCUUCCGGCCCUUCGCCUCGCCGCACGAGGACCGCGACUCGGCCGCCGCCGCCGCCGCCGCCGCCGCCGGCUACCAGUCGGCCUUCACCCCGGCCAAGCGCCUCAAGGGCUGCCUGGAGGCCGACGCCUCCCCGCACCUGCGCUACUCCGACGCCGAGGGGAAAGAGUACGACUUCGGCGGCGGGCAGAUCCCCUCGGGCUCCCCCAGCGCGCUCAAGAUCGUGGAGGACGCCGGCAAGAAGAUUUUCGCCGUGUCGGGCCUGCUGUCGGACCGCGAGACCUCGUCCAGCCCCGAGGACCGCAUCGACCGCUGUAAGAAGAAGGUGUCCAUGUAUGACAGCCAGGCUCCUAUCUGCCCUAUCUGCCAAGUGCUGCUACGCCCUGGAGAGCUGCAGGAACACAUGGAGCAGGAGAUGGAGAAACUCAUACACAUCAGCAAGAACCCACCACACAAGGACAACGCCACACCGGGCACGCCCAAGUCCCUCCUAUUGUCCGUGCACAUCAAACGCGAGGGGGAGUCUCCUGUCGUGUCCCCACUCUCAUCGGACGACGCUCACCACUCCGACAGAUACCAGACAUUUUUACGGGUUCGGGCUAACAGACAAACACGAUUGAAUGCGCGGAUCGGGAAGAUGAAGCGCCGGAAGCCUGAGGAUGGACAGGUAUGUCCGCUGUGCAGCGCCCCGCUGGCAGGGACCGAGGAGGAGAUGAGUAGGCAUGUGGAGCAGUGUCUGUUUAAGAGGGAAGGGGUGUGCGGCCCUGAGGACGACUCCGCCGACGCCGACGGAGAGAACGGAACCCGCUUCGAGGAGUACGAGUGGUGCGGCCAGAAGAGGGUCCGAGCCACCACCCUGCUGGAGGGCGGCUUCCGAGGAACAGGCUUUGCCGUGUGUAGCACAAAGGAGAGCCACGACAGCGACGCCGACCUGGACGUGGACGGUGACGACACACUGGAGUACGGCAAAGCGCAGUACACAGAGGCAGACAUCAUUCCGUGCUCUGGAGAGGACCAAGGAGACACCAAAGAGCGGGAGGCGCUGCGCGGCGCCGUGUUGAACGGUGGAAUGCCCUCCAACAGAAUAACGCCCGAGUUCUCCAAAUGGGCCAGCGACGAAAUGCCCUCCACCAGUAACGGCGAGAGCAGCAAGCAGGACCUCAGCUCCCCGUCCACAUCCUCCGCACCCAGGACCUGCAAAAACAGCGAGAUCGAGAAGAUCACGGAGGACUCGACGGCCACCACACUGGAAGCCCUGAAGGCUCGCAUCCGGGAGCUGGAGAAGCAGAUCCUCAGGGGCGACCGCUACAAGUGUCUCAUCUGCAUGGAUUCCUACACCAUGCCGCUCACCUCCAUCCAGUGCUGGCACGUUCACUGUGAGGAAUGCUGGCUUAGGACUCUGGGAAACAAGAAACUCUGCCCACAAUGCAACACCAUCACGUCGCCAGGGGAUCUCCGGAGGGUCUACUUGUGAAGGGACGCGGCUAGCGACUGGAUGCUAACUCUUCUCUUCACCCCUUCUCCACCCCACCCCUAAUUUCCAGUACUCUCAGUGUAUUUUUUGUUUUGUUUUGUUUUGUUUUAUUUGUCAUUUGUUUUCGUUCUUCGAGAAGGCCCUGGAGGCGUCCCCUAAUUUCUCCAGAUGUGAGAGACAGACAUUUGCCUGGGGAAAGAACUCGAAAGGGGACGACCGAUGAACCAGGCUACGGAACAGACUCUCCUAGGGUCCAUUUUGCGACACAGCGGCCCAUCCUGAGCGGGUCUGCUCUUCAGAAUGAGCGAGCUGCCCCCUGGUGGUGGCAUGUGGUAGCGCGCCUGGUACUUCCUGCUCCGCCCUCCACCCUGCUCCCCUCCUCGUCCCUCCCUCUCCGCCAAGCUGCGUCACUAGGCCGUCCCAGACCCCCACCACCCCGCCCCACCCCCCUCGGUGGAAGAGACGCCUUUGCUCCCAGCGACGCCUCUUCUCCUGCUGCGAUGUCCAGCCCUCACCUCACCUCACCUCCUCUCCUCACGCCGCGCCACGGCCGCCGGACCACUGAACAAUUACAGGGAAACUAAGGGGGGGAACAAACGAACACGUUUAGAAAAAAAAAAAGAAAAAAAAGAGAGAGAGAAAUGUCAACUUCUGAGCUUUGAAACCAAAAUGGACGACUGCUAACCUCCUCUUGUGGGACUCUACAUAUCUCUCUCUCUCUCUCUCUCUCUCUCUCUCUCUCUGUUGAUUUACUUCCUCCUCCUCCCAGCAUUUCUUCUUUUGUGGUGUUCUAGUGAAGUCAACCAAAACCCAAUGAAUCUGUGCAAGCACAUGUAAAAUAGUCUAUGUAUGUUUACAGUGUUGUGAGUAAAUGACAUAGAGAGCGCUUGUAUACACACAUGGACAAACUGACUCAUACAUGCACACACAUGCGCACACACACUGUAAAACAUAUACAUAUGCAUACAUACACACACACACACACACACCUACACACCUACAGUACAUACCUACAUGCAAACAUUCAUGAACCCCAACACAGAGGUAUAUAUUAAUAAGGUCCAGUUUUAGUUUGGGUACGGGUGGGAUAUGGGUAAGUUUGGGGCUAUGUUGAAAUCUCUGGGGUAAAAAAAAAAGAAAACUGAAAAACCCUCUGUAUUUUUAAACAGAUGUUGUUGUCUUGAGGUUGAAGUUGUAUUUCAUUGUACAGGAAGAAAUUUAAGUAAUAAUAAUAAUAAUAAACUACUCACUAGGAAUUAAAAA
Sardina pilchardus (European sardine) is the source of this 3105-nucleotide messenger RNA. It is a transcript of the gene rnf220a, whose product is annotated as ring finger protein 220a. The record is from RefSeq and is a predicted model, not a curated record. The coding region runs from base 16 to 1842 and encodes 608 amino acids. Gene Ontology annotation, biological process: protein ubiquitination. Gene Ontology annotation, molecular function: ubiquitin protein ligase activity; metal ion binding. NCBI's taxonomy places the organism in Eukaryota, Metazoa, Chordata, Actinopteri, Clupeiformes, Clupeidae. The transcript has 14 exons.